ACCUCUCGGGCGAGUCCUUCGAGUUCAGCAAUGGCGAGCACAAGCUACCGGGUGUCAAGUAUGCCAUCGGCGGUCUCGGCAACCAGGCAAAACCCCAUCGCGAAGAGCGUCAAUGGGCUCUUGGGGGCGAGGGUGAUGACGACAAGAGCAUGGAGGACACCUGCUCUUCCUCGACGCUUGCGUCGCACUUCCCCCUUCUUUCCCAACCAUGUUGCAGGUCUCUAGACGAGUACCCUGCUCUCGCGUACCUUCGCACGACCGCUCACAAAACUACGUGCAAUCUAGGGUAACUCGUGUACCUCGGAGCGUAUCCGUGCUCCAGAUCGGUCGCUGGAAUCAUUCGCGAGGCCUUGCAACACCGGCGGAGCACGCGGCAAAGAGAGUCGAGGAAGACAACAAGAAGAUGGACGUCUAUGACGAGGAUACCCCGCCGCCGCCCGGCAAGGCCGGCCGGAAGCUCGACGCCAUGAGCAUACUGCGAGCCCGGAGACUUCAUCCCCGGGAAGACGUCGCCGCGAGCCCCCGCCCUACCAUGUACUGCGAGCAGCAGGCGGUGUUGGAUGGGGCGGCAAGUGCAUGUACUCUGUCCAGUCGCCACUCCGACCACCCACGCUCCCGCCGCCCUCCUCACGCCCUCCUCACGCGGAAUCGCCGCGCGCUCGGUAACCUUACCGCCCCCACUGCCUACGAGUUCGAGGUCGAGCGACCGCGCGACGUCAAACCCAUCGCGCAGAGCACGCCUGCGCACUUAGCCAAGCACCCAGAGGACGAACCGACGCUUGGGUGGAUGGCCGCGAAGGGACGACUGGCGCAGACGGAGGAGAACUGGAACGACUCCCGUGAGUACCGAAGUCACUCGCCCUCAACCUCCCUCUCCUCUGCGCCGGCGUUCCGCAUAUCCUUCCUCACUCGACCCGCCUCCACGUCCGCCAUCUGUUCACGUCCGUACUCUGCACGUCAACCUCGAGCUACGCGCCCCCGUCCUCGUCCGACUCGCAUCUGCCCUUUCAGCACGCGCCGGACGCCGGACUCUCCGCUCGGCGCGCCUGCGACCUCGCAGUGUCUCACCCAGUCGGCGACCCACCAACAUGAUCGCGCCGGCGCGCCCAGUAGUCCGUCCAUGUCUCCCCGAGUGCGCCGUGCUGGGCGCAUGCGAUUGCGUUCGAUGUGGACGGGGGCGGCCACGAUCAGCUACUGAGGUUCACGCAGGGACCCCAAGCUGAGUGAGCAACAACCGCACAGGUUGUACCGCUCGCCUGCCACUCCAGCCGCAUCCCUGCAGAGCUCGGCAGCACAAUUCAGCCGCAAGCAUCCAUUGUAACUCAGCUCGCCGCACUCGAUGCGUCCACACUGCGCCUGCGCUUCGCCUGGUCGCGACUUCCCCGGCCUCGCCUUAAACCAAAUGAGUUCCACAUCGGACUUCAACUUCCGCGAU
Molecule: messenger RNA, 1435 nt
Organism: Fomitopsis serialis
Lineage: Eukaryota; Fungi; Basidiomycota; Agaricomycetes; Polyporales; Fomitopsidaceae
Exons: 2
Coding region: 209-1198 (329 amino acids)
Source: RefSeq, a predicted model, not a curated record